Thrips palmi is the source of this 1141-nucleotide messenger RNA. Its product is annotated as glyoxal reductase-like. The record is from RefSeq and is a predicted model, not a curated record. Gene Ontology annotation, molecular function: oxidoreductase activity. The transcript is spliced from 7 exons. Bases 235 to 1110 code for a protein of 291 amino acids. NCBI's taxonomy places the organism in Eukaryota, Metazoa, Arthropoda, Insecta, Thysanoptera, Thripidae.
GAAAGUUGCGAAAGCUCGAAGUGCGGCGUAUCUUGAGGAUUACACUAGAAUCGCCUUUAUUUUCUGCCGUAUCCUGGCACUAGAACACUGCCACUGGUAGGAGUGUCCCCUUAAACGGCGUUUAAGCACGGCCCUGUGCAACUCCACGCCCCUCGAACCGAAGCGUCAUCGGACUCCGAGCCGAAAGCCGAGCGCUUGCGAGCGACCAAGGAAAAGGAAGUUUGUGCUUCUGUGAUGGCUGCUAACUUACUUUAUGAACUCAACACUGGUCAGCAGAUGCCUAUGGUUGGAUUAGGCACUUUCAGAGUACGAGGCACCAGCGUCAUAUACAACGUAAUCAAAACUGCUCUGGGUCGAGGAUACCGGUCUAUUGACACAGCCGCAGUGUAUCAAAACGAAACAGAUAUUGGAUCAGCUUUAACAGAUCUGUUGCCUCGUUAUGGCCUGAAACGGGAAGACAUAUUUAUCACGUCCAAGUUGGCUCCAGAGGAUCAUCACCCAGAUCGAGUUCAGAGUGCAGUGUUACGGUCUCUGAGUCAAUUGCAGACUCCUUAUUUGGAUUUGUUUCUUGUGCAUUGGCCUGGUACUUCUGGUAUUCCAGCCGGUCAUUCUGACAAUCCAAGGCUUCGUCGUUCUGCCUGGAACCAGCUGGUGCUCUUGCACCAGAAGGGCUUAUUGAAGGCUAUUGGUGUAUCAAAUUUCACAAUACGCCACAUUGAUGAGUUAUUGGAAGAUUGUGGAGGAGUAAAGCCAUCUGUCAACCAGGUUGAAAUACACCCACACUAUCCUCAGAAAGAUUUGGUGUCUCACUGUCAACGAGCUGGAAUUCAUGUACAAGCAUACAGUUCUUUUGGCGGCACAAACAACCGAAGUCUCCUGACUGAUCCAGUCAUAAUUGAGGUUGCUCAAGCUUGCAGACGUGAACCUGCACAAGUGCUUUUACGUUGGGCACUUCAACAGAACAUUGGUGUUAUUCCCAAGGCAGUCAGCGAAAAGCAUAUUGUUGACAAUUUUGAUUUAGAUUUUGUCUUGUCUGAAUCCCAAAUGACCAAGAUCAACUCCAUACAGACCAACAAGAAGUAUGCUUGGAAUCCGGAAGUGGUGGCCUAAUUAACAGAAGUGUAGAAGAUUUGUAUAUACA